AUGUCGCAUCCUCACAGACGAGAGUCACUGUUGACUCAGCUUGAAAAUAUGCAUAAGCAGCUCAACGAUGAAACGCGGAAAAAGUGGAACCACAACAAUGCCAAUGAAGGGAACGGUGAUCAUAGGGGCGCUAGCGCAGCUCCCUCUGGUAUGUUGAGCAGAAAUGAGCGAAACUCGAUGCCUAUGUUUGCAGGUAGCUCGUCUCACAGUGGUCUGCUAGCGUCAAACAGCAGUCAGGAUAUGACCUUUGUCAUGGGGCUCAGUGAAAACUUGUUGGUUGAGUGUAGAAGAUUGCAGGCUGAUAACGAGUCAAAGAAAAGGAAGCUACAGGCUGUUAAACAGGACCAUGAAGAGCUCAAGGAAAAAUAUCAGAAACUGAGCAAUACACACCAAAUAGUCGUCAAGGAGUUGCAAUCACUAAGGGACACCAAUUGGGAUUUAGAAAAUAAAUUGCAGAGCGUUUCGGUUGAAGCCAGAAGCCUGAGAGAAAAGCUUAGUAAAAACAAUCGAACUCUUAAGCUGGAAACAGAGUCUGCAAGACAAUUCAAAACGGAUCUGGAGGUCUCAGAGCUAAAAUUCACUAACCUUGAGAAGCAGCUGGAGUCAACGAAAAAUCAACACAUGGCGCAACUAGCUGAGCUAAGGAAGCAUGUUUGCGAGCUGAAUGACGAAAAUGAUACCUUGCAUUUGAAAAAUAGAGAAUCGCAUGAGAAGUUGGAGAAAAGCAAGCAACUUGAGCAAUCAACCUCCGAGGCACUUCAAUCUGCACAGCGCGACUUGAAGAGUGCAAGUGAUAUCAUUGCUCAGCUCAGAGCACAGGUCAAGACACUUGAUGCGACGCCCGACGCAAAGGGCUUUAGCAUUGAGGCUCAAGAGGAAGAGCGAGAUGGGCCUAGAUUUGGCAGCGAUCCGAGUAACGCCUCUGAGUUGAACGAUGUUUCUGAAAGUCAGGCGGAAGAGGAAAACAUCUUAGCUGAGAUCAAAACAUCUGUGGAGUGUCAAUGUCAACAGGCCAUUAAAUCGCCUAACAGCGAACAUGACAGACUGUGCACCGUUUCAGACAAUCCUCUUUCUCAGGAGGAUACAUAUCAAGAGUCGGUCAGCAACGGAAGCUCGCCAGAACAAGUGGAGAAAAUCGAUCAUAUGGCCGCUUUAUUGAAGGAAUCUGGUUACAUCGUCAUUUCAUCAACGGAAUACAACGACAUGAUGAAUAAAUCAAAAGAAUACGACAAUCCAACAAGCGAAUGCUUGAGAUUGAAGGCAAGCCACUUAGGGAAGCAACUUGUCUCGCCUGAAGAGCUCAAACAAAUAUCGAACCUAUCAAUACCGGAGAUUAUCAACAGAUUAGAGGGCGAAAAAUACAAAGUUCUCCAGCAGGAUACCUAUCUAGAGAUAUUAAGAAAGACAGAAGAUCCGCCACUAGACUUUUUGAGAGAUAAGCUUAAAUUACAUGGCUAUAUGGCUGUCACAAACCAAGAAAUCAAUCGACUUCGGGAACUUGAUUUAUCGCUCGUGACUGCAAAUUCUGAGGAAAUUGGCUUUACUGUAAUAGCUGAUAGGUUGUAUCUUCAAUUACAGAGGGACAUAUCGGAACCUUCCCUGGGGUAUUUGAAGCAAAUGGCUCAAAAAGGCGAGGUCGAGGCACUGCUUCACUGGUUAGCAAACAAGCGAGAUGCAGUUCUGUUAGAUAAAAAAGAAGCCGAGAAAUUGGACCGUUGCUUUACCGCACCAACUCGGGAAUUUUUGGAUGAAAAAGCAACUUCUCUUGGUUAUCAGUUAAUCGAGCGUGGCAGAUUUGACGAGAUAAAUCGGACCUUUGAAAACCCUUCGAACGAUUUUCUGGACCAGAAGGCUGGUGCACGAGGUCUCUCUGUCGUGUCGUCAGUUGAAUUAACUCAGCUUAGGAAGAUUGCUGAAAUCCCCGAUCUUCAGUUUCUAUCUGAAAGGGCAAGUAAUCUCGGAUAUCGUCUUGUGCUAGAAGGUGAACUGAAAAGGUUAGAAUCGACCGCCCAUUGCCCCAGCCUAGAAUUUUUAACGACAAAAAUAAACGAAAAGGAAUACACUGUUAUAGAUAACCACAGCUAUCAUGCCUUGGUCCAGCAGACAACGCAUCCGGACCUGACAUUCCUGAAAGAAAAGGCAGUAGCGCAAGGUCAUGAGUUAAUAGAUAAAAGAUUGUAUGAGGAGUCACAAAGGAAACUAUUUGAACCAACACAAAAUGAACUAUCUGAAAUGGCGGCCCGUCUCGAAUGUGUUGUUGUGCUCGCUUCAGAAUAUGAGCAGGUGAACGCCCUGCUUAAGAACCCUUCUUGUAGCUAUCUUCGGGAGAAAGCCCAGGAGCAUGGUUUGUCACUUAUACCAGCAGCGGAGCUUGAGAAGCUCAAAAAUAUGUCAAAGGACAAGUCCAAAGUCCUUUCUGUUAACUCAUUUGGUUUCGUAUCGGUUCCGCUCCCUGAGCUUGAAGUUUUGAAGAGCUCAUCGUUAGCCAACGCUAGCCUUUCGGACUUGAAGACCAAAAUACAGGAAAUGGGAUACAUCGCGAUUGCACAGGAAGAGUAUAAGCGCUAUCAAUGUGCAAAUGUUAGCUCAGAGUCCGGUGGACAAGAACAGAUCGUGGCCCAUUGUGCCAAGCAUGAUCUCAACGACCUUUCGCGUCAGGAGUAUGAAACUUUUAAAUGUGGGAUAGCCAGCAUACCUCUUGAAGGGCAUAUUUCUGCAUUGCGAUCUCGUGGAUAUGCAGUUGCAGCUCAGAGUAAUUGCGACCAGCUGGGGAGCCAACUUACUUCUUCUGAAUCGGAUCAUCCGAUUGAUCAUCUGCAAAAGAAUGCAUCGGCAGCAGGAUCUGCCCCUAUCGGCGAGGAUAUUUCUUGGAUGCUCGAGCACAUCUUAGACGCGCCAUCCGUAGUGCACCCUGGAAGUAAAGCAAACUUAAGUGAGCAUCUACUUGUUUGUCCAAAGGAAUCAACAGGCAAUGAGUCCCAUGCAAAGUCAUCUAGCAUGGACUAUCUGUCUGCUAAAGCCCAAGAAAUCGGUUAUGGCCUGCUUAAACUGGAAGAGCUCAAGGAAAUGGAAAGAAGAUUGAACUGUAUUUCCUUUCAAGAAUUCGACGAUGAUUUUGGAGGCGAUAAGAGAUGGAUACUUGUCUCAGAAGAAGAAUAUUAUAAAACCAAAAAUCGCUUGGAAAACCCUUCGGUUCAAGAACUGCAGGCAAAAACGCUUCGACUAGGUUACGUCAUGCUACUUGCUUCUGAGUAUGACGCUAUACAACGUGCGCAGAUCAGCCCUUCAGAAGAAUACCUCGCUCAGAAAGCUCUCAAAUACAAUAAGUUACUCGUAGAGAAGACUUCGUAUGAGGCGCUGCAACUGCAAAUAGAUAAUCCUUCAGAGGGCUUUCUUAUUAAACAUGCCGCCUCGCUCGGAAAAGUUUUAGUAUCUGAGCCUAGUUACAACGAGGGUCUGAGACGACUUGCCGCCCCGACGCAUGAAUUCUUGGUGGAAAAGGCUGCCAAUAUAGGGUUUGUGCUAGUCGAUAUCGAACAAAUGGAAAUGUUUAAAGCGUUACACAAAUUUCAAAAGAUGCUUGAAAAAGCUGGUUUUGAACUCACAACAACGACAGAACAUGAAUUGCUGCUGAAUCAUACAGAGAUAUCAACAGGUCAGGAAGGUGAAGUAAAAAGCGGUUCUCCUUUAGGAGCUCAGGACCCGACUGUUGUGCACAAAAUAGAAAAGCCUUUGGAUGUGACGAAAAUGAUUAGGAAUGAUUCUUUUGUUCUAUUAGAUAAAGACAGUUAUCAAUCAUUGCUCGAUGCUUGCAUAAAAAAAGUCACUAAACGGGAGGUCUUUGACAUUUGUUCUAAAUUCAAUAUGGUUGCACUACCUUCUGAGAAGUACGAGGAGCUGGUCAAGGAACCUACGCUGGACGAAAUAAGGUCCAUGGCUGCUCGUCAUGCGUCUGUGGUGGUGAUGCGUGAGCAGUUUGAUAUGCUGAAAGCAGAGGUAGAAUAUCCCCCAGAUGAAGCCAUUGAGCGAUGUGCAGAUCAAAAGGGAAUGGUUCUUGUUAAAAGGAGCGAUUAUGAGUCUUUAAUGCUAAAAUUCAAUAAUCCCACGAAGCUUGAAAUAGAAAAACAAGCAGAAAAGAUAGGCAUGAUAGCGAUUGCGAGCGAAAGAUACGAACACCUGCUGAAAGAAUUAAAAUAUAAGUCUUCCUCAGCAACGCCGUCGCCUUCUUCAAAGGUACAAGCGAGCAAGCAGUAUUUUGAGCAGGUCAUCCGGAAUCAGAAUAAACAGUCGGAUAAAUUGUACGGGCCAACUAAAACACUAGGAUUCGUCACCCUUUCUAACGAAGAAUAUAAGAAGUUGAAGGAAAACCAAAAGUCAUAUACUUUGACUAAGGCUGAUAUUUAUAACGGCGCUAAAGCAUUUUCACUUGCCGUGCUGCCUCUUGAAGAAUACAAAGCGCUUCUGAGAAAGAAAUUGGUGGGUGCUCAUUAUGAGCAUGAUAGUCCUGAGGAAAGUACAGCGAAGAUUGACAUGAAAGUCGUUACCUUUCAUAUGGAUUCUCCGACCCCUUUUGCCAGGAAAUCAGUCGGAGGAAAUCCGUUGAAAUUUUGCGAUCACCCAUCUGUCGCACCAUUGGAUGAUUAUGCUUCAUGUUCACAGACCAGGAGCAAUGAUUCUUUGGCUAACGACUUGCAACAUGAUCAUUCCGGCCAAGAAAUAGACUUCAUAUCUUCGGUAGGUCCUGCCUUUCUCCCCCACAGCCAAAGCCGAAGCAGAAGUUUUGAAGAUCUCAAAGAGGGGACAACGGCUUUGAGCGGUGGUAAGGGCGUGUCUCACUAUGAUGAACAGCAUCCGGACCAAGUUCAAUCUGUGAAAACGGAGCGUUCUCUAGAACAGGAGCAACAGCAGGUUCCUGGAUUGCUUGACGUCAGUAACUCGCAUGAAGAUAGUGAUCUGGAUGAUCUGGAUGAGGACACCCUGAUGAAAGAGGCGAGGAAAAAGGAUCUGGUUCUUAUAACUAGGCUAGACUAUGAAAAGUUCUUGGCCGUUGCAAAGAGCACAACCACAAGAGAAAUGCUUGAGGCAGAAGCAUCUAAACUAAAUUUGGUGGUUCUUGAAAAGCAAGAAUACUGCGAGCUUCUGAAUAAAAAUGAGGUCGAUGUUUGCUACGUUGAAAAACUAGCGCAUCAGUUCGGUCUCGAGGCGGUGAGUGCAGAUUAUCUGCGCCAACUGGAAACAACUGAUAAUCUGACUGUCGAUAAUGUGAAAGAAAGAGUCGCCAAUUUGGGAUAUGUUGCUUUAACGGCAUCCGAGUUUGAUACUCUGAACGAGAAAGCCGCGUCACAAGGGCUUAAGGUCACACAAGAAUCAAUUUCAUCAAAGUCAUCUCACUUCAAUUCGGUAAUAGAGCCAAAAAUAAUCAAAACAGAAGUGAAGGAUGAAACUUCAGACGACCAGGUUGAGGAUUUGGAUGCGCAAAAUGGGGUUGAAUGCCUACCGUCUUCUACUCGUGUCGCAUCUAAAAGUGGUAAGCAAAACGACUGCGAAAAUUGCUUCGGGAUGGAAGGUAAGGAAAUGCCCGCUGAUUUGAAUGCCGAUGAUAUUAUUCGAUGGGCGUCAAGAUUUAAACUUGUCCCCAUCGAAAUGGAGCACUUCGAGCAGAUAAAAGAAGAAUUGAGUAAUCCAACGCUGACAGUUGAAGAGAUUAUAGAGCGAGCAGAACAGCAUAAUCUAGUUGCUAUUCCUGAUGAUGUAUAUGAACAAUUGCAAAACUCGCCAAAGAAUGGUGAACAAGAUACCAAAGCUGUCGAGGCGAAAAACGCUAAUGAUGGAUGGGAGAAGGAUAUGACUUUUGACGCAGCUAUUGCGCAUCUGAAAGUGAUCGCGGAUCGGUUUCAUUUGUUCCGUUCGCCUGAAGAAGCGUCAAGCGACUGCAAGCUAUUCGGCUGCAGUUGUGUUGUGGUUCUUUCCGAUAUUUAUUACAACGAAUUGCUAACUAGCCAGAGGAUGCUGGCUUGUAAAGUCGCAGAAGAGAAGAUUCGAUCCAAAAACCAGAAGCUUACGUCAAACGUCAGCCCAGCGAAACUAAAAAGUCAUCAGCUGUUGCAACCUACUCCUAAUGGCGGUUCAAAAGUGCAGAAACAAACUUUUAUCAGCUCUCCAAAAUCUCCGGCUCAAAGUGCUGCAGCAAACGCACAUAAAGCGCAUCUCAAGUUUCCAAAAUCAUUGUCCCAUAGCGCUGCUUUCAUGCCAAAGCAUUCCAGGGGUUCCUCUGUCGCAAGAAAUGAUAGCACAGCUGGUUCUUCCAUUGAGAGAAGUAAUUCGAUGGGAGCUCUUUCGCUAGCCACGAUUGCCUCGCUAAGCGAGCCCAGCAUAAUACCUGCACUGACACAAACCGUCAUAGGUGAGUAUUUGUACAAGUACUAUCCAUAUUUUGGUCCUUUUGGCUUAAAUAGCCGUCAUGAGAGGUUCUUCUGGGUGCAUCCAUACACAUUAACGCUGUAUUGGUCAACGACAAAUCCAGUUUUGUCGAAUCCAGCUAAUCAUAAGACUAAAUGCGCGGCUAUUAUUUCUGUUGAAAGCGUUGUGGAUACAAAUCCGUAUCCUGCUGGCUUAUACCAUAAGAGCAUUAUAAUAACCACCGAUAACAAAACAGUCAAGAUAACCUGUGCAACGAGGCAGCGACACAACAUUUGGUACAACUCAUUGAGAUAUCUGGUGCAACGGAACAUGGAAGGAAUUAGCUUGGAAGAGAUAGCAGACGAUCCCAGCGACACCAUGUACUCGGGCAAGAUAUUCCCACUACCGGGAGAAAACUCAAAGAGCGCCAGUCGGCGGUUAUCGAGUACAAGAAGGUCUGUGAGGGCUCGCAUAUCCAAAUCGACUUCUAUGCCAAUGAAGAAAAAUGACUGA
Molecule: messenger RNA, 6912 nt
Organism: Torulaspora globosa
Lineage: Eukaryota; Fungi; Ascomycota; Saccharomycetes; Saccharomycetales; Saccharomycetaceae
Gene: NUM1
Product: Num1p
Exons: 1
Coding region: 1-6912 (2303 amino acids)
Biological process (GO): dynein-driven meiotic oscillatory nuclear movement; microtubule cytoskeleton organization; maintenance of protein location in cell cortex
Cellular component (GO): cell cortex; mitochondrion
Molecular function (GO): tubulin binding; phospholipid binding
Source: RefSeq, a predicted model, not a curated record